Antechinus flavipes (yellow-footed antechinus) is the source of this 10538-nucleotide messenger RNA. RefSeq names its product mannosidase endo-alpha (gene MANEA). Gene Ontology annotation, cellular component: Golgi apparatus. The record is from RefSeq and is a predicted model, not a curated record. Gene Ontology annotation, molecular function: alpha-mannosidase activity. The coding region runs from base 1044 to 2414 and encodes 456 amino acids. The transcript has 5 exons. NCBI's taxonomy places the organism in Eukaryota, Metazoa, Chordata, Mammalia, Dasyuromorphia, Dasyuridae.
UAUCCAUUGCAUAUGUGCUCUGUGCAUAUGCCUUCUAAGGGUUUGAGAUACAAACACAAAAAUAUUUUAAUUUUUUAUUUUUAAGGAGUUUAUAUUCUGCUGGGAAUAUAAAACUUAAAGUAGGGAGAUUGAGAGCCCUAAGCUGCCUUUGAUGAAGUGAAGUUCCCUGGUCCAGGUGAGCUUCAUUUUUGAAUGCUAAAGGAAGUGUAAAGAAUUGUAAGAGUGGAUUAAGAGUGGAUUACUGAAACACUGUGAGUUUUAUUUAAAAGAUUAUUGAUACAGAAGGGCAACACUGGAGAAGGGCAAAAGUUCCAAUUUUAAAAAACAGAAAUGAAAGAAUAUACAAACAUCAGUACUAAAUAUGUAUAUUAUCAGUAUAUCAUCAAUACUAUAAAUAUGUAUGCACCAAAGGGCAUAGUAUCUAUUUAAAGAAAAAUCACAGAAAUAAAUAAUAAAACCUGAAUAGCUGGGGACUCAUAUACCUUUUAGGAUCCUGACAGAUUUAAUUAAAAGAAUAAAUUAAAAACCUGAAUAAAAGUUUUUUUUUAAAUUAUCAUAGAUCUAUAGUGACUACUAAAUGGGAAUAGAAAGUACUGUACCUAGUUUUAAGCAUUUAAUAAUACAUUUACCAAAAAAAAAAAAAAAACAUGAAUUUGUUUUAAGGCAUACCAAACCCUCAAAUUAAGAAAAACAUUAAAUACAUCUUUUAUUGACUGUAAUGUAAUAAGUGCCAUAAGAUUAAUUGGAUUCUAUAUAAUUAGCCUAAAGAAUAGGUGGUUCAAAAAUGUAAAAACAGAUAAUUUGAUCAAAGAAAAUUCAACAAAUAAGCAACAUAUCAACAUUGUUUUGGAUUUAACUAUUGUUUAUCCUUCAUUUUUGAAAAGGACCAUUGACAUCACAAGUGAUAUCUUGACUCUCAUCUGAAUUGGAUUUAAGAGAAGUAUAAAGUCAUCAGCCUCAGUUUUCCAGAAUCUUCAAAGUCCACUGUCAAGACAAAAGUUAAGCUGGACAUUUAUUACUUUGGAUUCUAAAAUAAUGUCAGCAUGGCAAGGUUUCGAAGAAGAACGUGCAUCAUUUUGUCACUUUUUAUUUUGUUUAUUUGCUCCCUGAUGAUGGCUUUGAAAACUUUGAGACCUGAUAGAGCUGUUUUUGGGGAUCCAUUUGGACUUGACCUUCUACCAGAACUUCGCCAACGCAAAGUCCACUUAGAAACUAAACCUGACAUGUCAAAUGGUGCCAGGGAUGAUAGCAUAACACACAGCAAGAAUAUAAAGAGUGUUGCUGCCAAUAACCUAAAAAUUCCAGUGGUUCCUGAGAUAAACAUGGAAGAGUUUCCGUCCCCUAACUAUAAUUUUCAUGUGUUUUACUAUACGUGGUAUGGAAAUCCACAAUUUGAUGGUAAAUAUUUACAUUGGAAUCAUCCCAUCUUGCCACAUUGGGAUCCUAAAAUUGCUAAAAAUUAUCCAGAGGGCAUCCACAUUCCUCCAGAUGACAUUGGGUCCAACUUUUACCCUGAGUUGGGAACUUACAGCUCCAGAGACCCUAACAUCAUAGAGACUCAUAUGAGACAAAUGCGCUCGGCUUCAAUUGGUGUGAUAGCCCUGUCUUGGUACCCACGUAAUUUAUCUGAUGAUAAUGGGGAAUCUACUGAUGAAUUGGUGCCUACUAUUUUGGAUAAUGCUCAUAAAUAUAAUCUGAAGGUCGCUUUCCACAUUGAACCAUAUAAGAAUCGAGAUGAUCAUAGUAUGCACAAAAAUAUCAAGUACAUUAUUGAAAAAUAUGGAAGCCAUCCAGCUUUUUACAGAUAUAAGUCCAACACUGGCAGAAUUUUGCCCAUGUUUUAUGUAUAUGAUUCCUAUUUCACAGAGCCAGAAACCUGGGCCAAUCUUUUAACUGCCUCAGGACCCCUGAGUAUUCGUAACACUCCCUAUGAUGGAUUGUUUAUUGCUCUUCUUGUAGAAGAAAGACACAAACAGGAAAUCCAAAGAAGUGGUUUUGAUGGAAUUUACACAUACUUUGCCACAAAUGGCUUUUCUUAUGGCUCAUCACAUCACAACUGGGCAGGUCUAAAAGCCUUUUGUGACAGCAACAGCUUACUUUUUAUCCCAAGUGUGGGACCAGGAUAUAUAGAUACCAACAUCCGACCCUGGAACAAUCACAAUACUCGGAACCGCGUCAAUGGGAAGUACUAUGAAACUGCUUUCAGUGCUGCACUUCAGGUACGACCUGAUGCCAUUUCCAUUACCUCCUUUAAUGAGUGGCACGAAGGGACUCAGAUUGAAAAAGCAGUUCCCAAGAGAACUGAACACUUAGUUUACCUUGAUUACCAACCUCACAAGCCAGGUAUUUAUCUGGAACUCACCCGUAAAUGGUCUGAAAAAUACAAUAAGGAAAAGGAACAGUGGCUUAUGUGAAGUGAAUCCAGUGGACAUUUUAAUAUAUUUAGUCCAAAGUGUACUCAUAAUUACAACACUUUGAUGUAUGUGAUUGUAUUUUGUUAGGUGUGCAGAAGAAAUCUUUAAGUCAAUAUGCAUUAUUCUUGUAUCUUUAUUAGAAUAAAUAUAGACUUUUGUAAAGAAGAAAUGUCAAUAUUGUCAAAGUCAGCUUCUUGGGGGUUGUAUUUUGAAAGUAUUUGAAAAGGAAACUGCAAGUUUUUGUAUUCUGUAAAUCAGAUUUAACUAACCUCCUUAAGAUAAUUUGUGAAAUAUCUAUGUACAGUAUUAGCAUAGUUUAUAUCAUUUAUGACUGAAAUUGAAAUUCAGCAUUUAUGACAACUUAAUGUUUUUUUGUAGCCCAUUGUGCAGAAAGUAAUUAGCAUCUAAUUAGAGGCUACUUGCUUUCUGGACACAAAAACCAGUUUUGCUUUGUCUGUGGUAGAAAUCACUGUGGUAAAAAAGCAAGGUACUUAAAAGAAUUGCUAAUGCAUGUGUUUCUUUCUUUAGUUUUGAAAGCCAUUUUCCUCCAGUAACUCAGCUAGCUAACUUCAUGUUUUCUUAAGAAAUGAGGCUAUUGAUUACUAGAAACCAAAAGUAACAAAAAAUCUCUGUAAGACACAAUGUACACGCAGUCUCUGCCUUAAGUUAGCAUUAUUAAAUCAUUGUUAAAGAUAAAGGGCCUUCUAUGCAAAGCUCAAUGUAUACUGUCAUUUUGCUGUUUUCUAAGUACCUAUGCUAUGCAAAUUAUAAAUGCCUUCUCUGUGUCAGAAGAAGUUUUAUUUUGAAUCUUUUACUAUCCUGAAUUUUAGAGAUAAAAUGAUUAGUAAAAUACAAUUUGCAAGUUCUUCUCUAUCAUAUAUACCUAUCUAUGUAUAUUUAUACGUGUGUGCAUAUAUAUUAUUUUUAAAGAAAUUCGGUGCAAAAAAAAUCAUUUCCCCCUAAACUAUGAUAGCUAUCACAUUUUAUUAUUACUGUUCCUUAAGUUUAUCAAAAAAAUGAUUAUCAUUGGAUUGAAUUCAGCAAUGAGAUUUUAAAUUAAUCUGAUUGCAAGAUUUCUUUUUCCCCCCACAUAGCUAAUUGAUGUAAAACUUGAGUAUAGCUUAUAGUCAAUAUUUAUAUAUUAUUUUAUUGUCAAUACUAAUUUGAAAGGUUUAGUCUUUUUUAGGAAAUGACCUAUACAGAUUAAUAUGAUACUGUAUAAAAUUAUUUAAGUGUAUAGAGAAAAACUGAAUGAAAAAUUUAGGUUAAUUUUAUUCUUAUAAUUUUACUUUUACCCAAGUGUGGUUUAUUAUGGUGAGAACAAGAACAGUGUUAAUUCUUUCAAUAUAUUGAAAUAUAUCUGAAAUUUAGUGCUUGGCACUUUCAUAGCAUCUUUAAUCUGAGAAUUAAAAUAUCUAAACAUGGAGAUCAAUGGUCAUUAAAAGUAAAUGUUGGCUACUUAAGAGUAAUCUCUUAGAAUCACUCAUAGAAUUUAAAUUUAUCUAUUAAUUUACUACCAAAACCAGGAUUUUGAAAUGCAACCUUAAACAAGUACUGUAAAUAUAAACUUGAAAUCCCAGUAAGUAAAAUGUACUGAAUCCACGAUUACAGCAAUAGUUAAAGUUAAAGAUAGACUCUCUUCUAGGAGUGAAGAGAUAAGAAUAAAAUAUACAAUAAAUAUUAGGUCAUCUAGAGUAUCAAUAUUUGUCUUUGCAAAGGAGUCAGAAAUUCCCUUUCAGACACAAAAGUAAAUGCAUCAUGACCCUCAUUAUAGCUUGUCCUUGAUUUAUUUGGACAUGGGGAGCAGGUGGUAAUGAUUGAGAGGUUAUCACAGGUAAUUGAAAAAUCAACAAUAGUGUAGUCUAGCUUAAUCAUUUUUACAUGUCCUUUGAUAUAUAGGGAUGUAUCCAGUGCCUUCAUCACAUCUAAAAAAAAAAAAAAAGACAGGAAUAAAUUACAAGAACACAGUAUUUGUAUCAGUAAUAACAAUAGCUGAUACUCUUUUAAACUUUACAGUUUGCAAAGCACUUUAUAUAAAUUGUGCAUUGUAUCCUCACAAAGUCAUAUGAAGUAGGUAGUACAAAUGUUAUUAUCCCCAUUUAAGGAGCUAUAGCAUUUUCUCCUUCCACAUCUAAGACUUCUUUCACUAUAAAUUCCACUUAACCAAAACAUUCAAUUAAAUUACUUUGUGAAUUCCAUCUUUAGGAGAAAGAACUGACUCCAGUCCUCUGCCUCCAAAAAAGCUAUCCCAAAUUCAAUUUGAGUAUUAUGGAUAUUGUUUUUUAAAAGUUACUUUUAGGUUAUCAGUACAGUUUUAAUUUAUCUUUAUAUUCUUUUUACAACUACAAGGCCAUGUUCUAAUAUAUAGUCAGUUAUAUAGUCUAUUUUCAACUAUCAAAGGGAUAUCAUUCGUGUAAACAAUAUGAAAGUCAAAAACACAAAUGAGAAAUGGGAGAUUAGUUUCUCACAACCACCAAUAACUGUAAUAUUUCAUUUGAGAUUGCUGAAAAUACAUUUUUGCAUACAAUUAUAACAAAGCAUUAAUUCUAAUAAAUAUGCACUCACUUUUCAUAAUAUAACUAUGAAAAUAACUCAUAAAAUGAGGAGCACAAAAUAAAAUUGGUAACAUACAAGACAUUUCUAGUAGAAAUUCCCCAAAAAUACUGUGAUCUUUUGUGGUUAUAUUUGAAUUUUUUUUAAAUUGAUUUCAGAUAGUAUUCACUUCUCAUAACAUGCAAAUGCUGUAACACAAACACAGUUCUUAAAACUAAAACUUUUUUUUUUACCUGAAGCUUACCUUUCACUGUAUUAGAUGGUAGUGUAAGGAUAUUGUAUUCUUUUUAUAGCUAUAAUGAAUCAGUAAUUCUUUAAUACCAAACUCACGGCCAACAUUCCAGCACAAAGUUUAUCUAACAUUUUUUUUUGUCUCCUCCACCUCCCCCCAACUACGAGCAUCACUGACUGCACUCUUGGUCUUUAGAGCCCCAUGGAUUUGUUCUACUCUUUAGGGACAAAAUUGCACAUAAAUGUUUGAAGUUGUGAAAAUUAAACUCAUGAAUGUGGAGAAUUGACUAUUUAAUCUUAAGGUUUCUCAGUCAACAAAGUUUCAGAAUUUUUGAUUUAUUUUUCUUACUAAGGGAGAAUUAGUGAAUGAAUGUAUGUGUGUUGUGUGUAUGCUCUUGGCUUUGUGUAUAAUACAAAUAUGUAUUUCAUAUUUGGAAGAAGACUUAACUCUUUCCCAUUGCAGCUUUGUAUCAUAUCAGUUAGGUUUCACGGUAGCCAGUACAAGAUUUUUCACACUUUUUAAAAUUAUGGAAUGUUUAUUUUUACUGCAAUAUUUCCAGAGAUACAUAACUUCAUCAUGAUUGGUGGGUCCUAUUCCAAAAAAAAUCGCAGCCAUAUUCUAAAACUUGGAAGUUAAGGCAUCUUGUGAUGAUUGAAAAUCCCAUUACCCUGUGACCAGUCUGGUGACAUCUUCUAUUUUUGAAGCCCUCCCAAUUUAGAAAGAUCCACCACACUUUGUCCUUCAUUAAUAAAAUCUUCAUACCAUGACAAAACCUGGGGAUAAAUAGGACUUUAUAUUCUUAAAACCUUGUUAAAGAGGUUGAAUUUUAGUAGUAAAAAUAGUAAAUAACACUUAAUAAUCUACAGAAAGAUCAUUCUGAAAUAACAAAUACAUUUUGUAUUCAUAAAGUAGGAUUGAAGGCAAAGUUCUUAGUUAUUGUAUAUUUUAUCUCUUUAUAUUCUUUGAGUCAUAAUAACACAAAUGUAAUAAAUUAUUUUGAUUAUAUACAGUAAUAAGUAUCCUUUUCACUCUAUGAUGUUGUUCUUGGUUGCACUUGUGAAAAAGGCACUACUGUAAGGAAAAUAACUUGGAGAGAGUAGCAGGUAAAAGACCUCCAUCCAGAAAUUAUAGCCUUACUUAAAGUAAGUGGAGGGCAGAAGCAGGGAAACACAAGUAAUUCUACAUGCUAAAAAGAAAAAAAAGUCUAAAACCUUAUAUCACUUUACAUACUAUAAUUCCAUGCUAAGCAGUGGGUUCAAAGCACCAGGUAGAACAGGGUUUUUCAAAUUCCUUAGUCACAGAUAACUUUUGUAUUUCAGUAGAAUAAAUCCUGGUUUGUUUUUUAAGCAUCAUUUAAAAAACACCUAACUAAAAUCAUGUCUUGACUAUGUAAGAGCUACACUGAAUCAUAUAAUUUCAGUCGUGAAAGGGACCUGUUUCUUUCCUUUUAUUUUAUAGAUGAUAAAACAAUGUGUCUUAUUCAAGGUCAGGUAGGUAAUUAGUAGCAGAGGCUAUAUUAGACCCAGGUUUUCCUAAUACUUAAGGCAAUGCUUUUUCCACAGUGCCACUGCAGUCUUUUAAAUUCUUAUUGAGUGUCCAUAUUAUUCACUUUAACUAACACAUCUUCAUUGCCUUUAUUCUCCAAAUGUACACCUUUCAUUUUUACUGGGGUAUAUAGUUGUCAUAUUACACUUAGAUUAAGGCUACCUCUAUAUUUUCUUAGUAUUCGCUAAGAUUUCUAUUGAUAAGCUAAUGAGAAAUGAGGAAGAAUAUUUUCUAGUAAGCCGUUUACCUAAAAUAAUUCUAAUAUCUUUGUUUUCUAAAAAUAAUUAGAACUGUUCAGGAAAUAAGUCAAAUCAAAAUUUUAUUUUGAACUUACAAAGGAUUCUUUCUUAUGAAAGUUUGGGCUUUAAAACAGGAAUAGUUAAAUACUAAAAUAUGUUUAUAGAAAAAAUGUAAAUUAUCUAGAGGUGACAAGGUAAUGUUAGUUCUCUCCUAAAAAGAAAUUAAGUUUACUUUGAGGCCUCUUAAGAGAAAAUAACACCCUUUGAGAGAAAGAUUAUUUCAUUAAAUAACAAAAGUAAAAUUCAUUUUUAAGUGAUACACUAAAAUAAAACAGUACUGUAGUUUUGUAAUCUUGAAAGUGUACCGGAUUAUUUUAAUGUAAACUUGUUUGUAGUCUGAGAAUUUGCCAUUUUCCUAAAGAUAAAUAGGCCUUAUUAAAUCAUUACUGUUCACAAUCUCAUUGGGACCCAAUUGUCACCAUGCUGAUGACUAAAUAUUCUUAAUAGAGUCAAGCAAAUGAGUAUUUCAUUGUCUUUCUCCUCCUCCAGAAAAAUAAAAUUCUUAUGAUGAAUUUAGAGCUAGAAGGAAUAUUAGAGACCAUCUAAGCUAAUCCUCCAUUUUAUAGAUGAGCAAACUGAAGCCAGGAGAGAAUAAAUGAUUUACCCAAGGUCACACAGUAGGUAAUAAGUGACAGAAAGAUGAUUUGAAUCCAGGUCCUCUUAUUCAUAGCCAGUGUUUUUUCCAUUGUGUCAUGUCAUUUCUAUCAAAUCAAUAGAUUAAGUAAAUAUCAUAAGCAGCUGGAGGGAUAACAUCCUGCCAUGUUCUUUCAAUUAGCAAAUAUUUUUCAAGCUCCUCCUAGGUGAGAGCCCUGUUCUAGAUUCUGUGUGAAACAUACAGAAUAAAUCUUAACUGUAGUACCAAGUAGAAUAUAAGAGAAUUACAAAGUGUUGUGGAAGCUGAAGAGAAGGAGAUAAUUUCCAUCUGCAAAAUGUAGUCUGGUUAUAUCUAUUAAUCUUUCAUUGGAUUUAUUAAAAUAGCUACUACCAAUAUUGAUCAUUGCUGAAAUAAUUAUUGGAACUCUGACAAAUAACAAUUGUUUUAUGAUAUUCUCUGAGCUUUAAUGAAAGUUAUUCUUCAAGGGAACCAGUGAUUGGUCUCUGAAUUGAUACUAGUUUAAUAAUUUCUAUUUCCCUUGAAAUCAGCAUCUAAUCUUCUUAGAGGUUUUAAAGAAUAUUUUCUAUCUCUCAGGUUCUUUUUUCAGCAUGCUUUUCAAACAACAUAGUUUUAAGAUUUCUUGUAUAACAGGGAAUAGAAUAAAGAAAUUUACUUAAUUAAUUUAAAUUCAGAUUAGCUUUUAAUGCAAAAUAGUAGAUUAACAUAAUUAUUAAUCUAGCACAUAAGCUGUGAUAGCACCCAUAAGUAAUUGUUUAUGUUUUUAAUAUGUGAGUUUUCUACUAUAAAUAAUUUGCUGCUAUAGCAAACCAUGCUUACUAAGUUUCUUUAAGAUAAUUUUGGAAUAUACUAUAACCACUUAACUUCUUUAAAACAGAGCUUUAAAAAACAUUUGAUGUGAAAGUGUAAUGUGAAUUUCAAUGUAUAUAUGAAUUAGUUUCUCAUAUAAAUUUGUUAUCUUACUAACAAUGCAGUGCAAAGGUAUUUUACUUAUGAGAUAUAUGGGAUCCUAUUUUUAAUAUACAAGUUUCUUCUUGACUUGUGAUUAGUGACUAAAGAGUCACAUCAGCUACCUUUUAAUAUACUCUCCUAACCUAAAUAUGCAAAUAUUUACAACCAUAACAAGUUUCACUAUGCAUCACAUGAUUUUUUUUUGAGGAAAAAAAUAUUUAACAUCGGUGGCUUAAAAAAAAAAGUCUGUUGAUAAGCUUUAUCAGUACAUUAUAUCUGAAGUUUUUUCAGAACUUGACAUUCCGCAGUAAGCUCACUUGUAAUAAACCAUUUUAAAAGACAAGCAAAUCCUUUACCAUGCACUUUAAUUGACUAGUCCAGUCCAUUCCUCUAAGCAUAUAUAAUGGUCCUUAUUCCUAUAGAACUUAUAAACACAUUUUUGCACUGAUGAUUUUACUUCAAAAUCUCAAUUCAGAUUAUGUUAGAAGAGUAAUGUAUCAAUUUAAAUAAGCACAUUUCUGUCAUUUUCCCCAGUAGUUAUAAUACUAAAUUGAAAAAAAUUGCUUUCUAACCUAAGAUCAUCUAGGUAUCAGUAACUCUGCAUUAAAAAAAUGUGAUAAAAAAUAAUAAGGAAUAUAUAUAUUUUUAUGUAACAUCACCUAAAUGUUAUGGAAUUUAAAAUUUGCCUAGUGUUCUUGUAAUUUUUGGUGUGACUUUGCCUUAAUUGCUUUGGUGAGUUAUUCUUCUUUAAAGAAAAAGAAACCUAUUUGUACUGUUGAUGUACUCUAGCUUUCAAGGAACAGUGUUUGCUAGGGUUCAGGACUGAAAACAUUAAAUAUUUUAUUUAGUCUCAACAGUAUUACUUGAAAAUAAGGUGUUGAUGACUAAUAUUUUUUAAGGGCUAAAAAUUAAGUAGUCUUUGCAACUAAAGCUUACUGAAAUCAAAUAAAACUAGUAUAUUUUCAACUUAUAUGAUCCAUUUUUAUGUUUAAUACUAUUUUAGAUAUUUAAUUCUUGUUUGAGGAAAUUGGAAUCUAAAAUCUAUUGAGAAGUGGUCACACUGAAAUAUUUACAUUGGUGUAUAUUGUAGAUGAUUACAAAGGUACGUAGGAUGUACCAUUGUCAAAAUGGAGGGAGAGAGUCACUUAGAAUUUUCAUAUAAUAUUUGUUACUACAUGUGCUGGUUAUUUCUUUCUUUAAGGAAGAAUAGGUUAGAAAUGCUUUUGCCUUAACUUAAAGGCUUUCAAAACUUCUAGAAGAUAGAAAACAGGAAAACUGUGGCCUUCAAAAUAAGUAGGAAUCAUAGAUUUAAAGGUGGAAAGAACCUCACAGUCCUUCUAGGAAUGAGGAAAAUGAGGAAACUAAGGUAAAUAGUAGCACCAGAAUUGAACUUGGAUUCCUCUGACCCCCUAUGUAGUUUUCUUUACAUUAUGCUCCCUAUAACAUUAGGAGCACAGCAGUUUUAAUUAUUCCCUAUAAAUGAAAAUAUUUAAUAUUUCAGAGUUAAAUUCUGAUUAUAAUUAGACCAUUACAUUAUUAUGUUGAGUGAAUUAUCAUCUGUAAUAAAAGUUUUUCUUCAUAUUUUUGAGGUAGCCAGUGCAAAAGAGAGAUUCCAGAAUUUAGAUGGAAACAGAUUAUAUUUAUGCAGUUACAUUCCAGAAAACAUAUUUCUUUGAGUUUCACUCUACCACUAAAAUAAGUGACACUGAUAAUAUGGAAUAUUCCUAUGUUUAAGUAUUUAUUAUAAGGCAAUGUUAUAUUAUGCAUGUCUCAGAAAAUUUUAAAAUGGAAAAAUAAACACAAACCCGGGAGUUUGAAAUUGUAAGAUUGAUAUUUUCCAGUAUAUUUUAUUUGUUAUAUAAUUAUUGAACAAAUGGAGUUUUGUUCUUUAUGCUUGCCUUUGCUAAAUUAAAAGAGAUCUCUUCACUAAA